AUGGCCAUAUACUCCUUCUGGAUCUUCGAUCGUCACUUAGGUAAUUGCAUAUUCGAUCGAGAAUGGACCCUAAAAUCAAAUCAAUCGAGCGGUACCACAAAUUCAAAGCUAAAUGAGGACACCGCUAAGCUUCUCUACGGUAUGGUAUUCUCACUGCGAUCCAUAUCACAGAAAUUGUCAGGCGAAGGGUCGCAUAAUGAAAUUAGAACCAUAUCAACUGGGAAAUACCGAGCGCAUAUAUUGUGUACAGCUUCUGGUCUCUGGUUUGUCUUGCUGAGCGACCUCAAGCAAGAGGACCUUUCACAUGUCCUGCGGUACCUCUAUAGUGAGAUCUAUGUGAAAACGGUUGUACAUAACUGGUUCUCACCCGUGGAUUUUGCUGAAAGCGACAGCGAAAAGCGAGGGCAAGGGUUUCGGAAGAUACGCAAUCGCAACUUCCUGGCAAGUGUUGAACGGUUUCUAGGACCUAUGGUCAAUUAG
Molecule: messenger RNA, 480 nt
Organism: Lachancea thermotolerans CBS 6340
Lineage: Eukaryota; Fungi; Ascomycota; Saccharomycetes; Saccharomycetales; Saccharomycetaceae
Gene: BET5
Product: TRAPP subunit BET5
Exons: 2
Coding region: 1-480 (159 amino acids)
Biological process (GO): endoplasmic reticulum to Golgi vesicle-mediated transport
Cellular component (GO): TRAPP complex
Source: RefSeq, a predicted model, not a curated record